AUGGGCGAUACCAGCGCCGCGGAUGGCAGCAGCCAUGAAAAGAAACAGAUUCUCCUCAAUGCGUUUGACAUGUCUACCGUAGGGCAUUUGUCGCCCGGCCAAUGGAAGAAUCCCAAAGAUAAAUCCGCCACCAAGCGCACGCUGGAAUACUGGAUCGAACUGGCAAAGCUCCUCGAGCGAGGCGGCAUCAACGCCCUCUUCCUGGCCGACACGUACGGCGGAUAUGACACCUACGAAGGGAAGCUGGACGAAUGCAUUCGGCGAGCUGCGCAGUGGCCCGUCACGGAUCCCACGAUUCCCAUCUCUGCCAUGGCCGCCGUGACCAAGAACCUCGCCUUUGGGAUCACCGCAUCAACCUCCUUCGAGCCGCCCUUCCUCCUGGCCAAGCGGUUCUCAACCCUCGACCAUCUGACCAACGGCCGCAUCGGGUGGAACAUCGUCACCUCGUGGAAGAAGGCCGCCUUCAAGGCCAUCGGGCUGGACACGCCCAUCGAGCACGACGAGCGCUACCGCCAGGCAGACGAGUACCUGCGGGUCGUGUACAAACUCUGGGAAGGCUCCUGGGCGCCCGACGCCCUCUCCCCCAACCCCGAAACAGACACCUACGUCGACCCAGACAAAGUGCGCCAGAUCAACCACACAGGCAAAUACUUCACGCUGCACACACGACACAUCGUCGACCCGUCCCCCCAGCGCACGCCCUUCCUCUUCCAAGCCGGCACGUCCGCCGCGGGCUCCGCCUUCGCCGCCUCCCACGCCGAAGCCAUCUUCGUCUCGGGCCACUCGCCCUCCGUGCUGCGCCCGAAGAUCGACCACAUCCGGCAGCUGGCCGCGCAGCAGGGCCGCGACUCGCGCUCGAUCAAGGUCUUCGCAACCUUCACGCCGAUCGUCGGGCGGAGCGACGACGAGGCGCGCGCCAAACUCGCCGAGCUGAAGCGGUACGCCUCCGUCGUCGGCGGGCUCGUCCUCUUCAGCGGGUGGACGGGGAUUGACAUCUCGCGCGUCCCGCUCGACCAGGACCUCACGGCUGCGGACUCGCUCGAGGCGCACAAGGUCACCAGUGUGCUGGACGCGUUCACGACGCCUAGCGAGGAGGUCCCCCGGUGGACGCCGCGGCUGGUGGCGGAGAAGGCGGCGAUUGGCGGGCUGGGGCCCGUGGCCGUCGGCAGUCCGCAGACGGUGGCGGAUGAGAUGGAGCGCUGGGUGCGCGAGGCAGACCUCGACGGGUUCAAUGUCGGGUAUGUGACGACGCCGGGGACGUUUGAGGAGGUGGUCGACCUGCUGGUGCCGGAGCUGCGGCGCCGCGGGGUGUAUGCGGAGGCUGGGGAGGGGCUCACGGCGCGGGAGAAGGUGUAUGGCAAGGGGCAGAGGGAGUUGCGGGCGGAUCAUCCGGGGAGUCGGUAUAAGUAUGAUGUGUAUGAGGAGGAGGUGGACUCACGUAGUUGA
Aspergillus terreus NIH2624 is the source of this 1446-nucleotide messenger RNA. Its product is annotated as xenobiotic compound monooxygenase, DszA family. The record is from RefSeq and is a predicted model, not a curated record. The transcript is spliced from 4 exons. Bases 1 to 1446 code for a protein of 481 amino acids. Lineage: Eukaryota; Fungi; Ascomycota; Eurotiomycetes; Eurotiales; Aspergillaceae. Gene Ontology annotation, molecular function: monooxygenase activity; oxidoreductase activity, acting on paired donors, with incorporation or reduction of molecular oxygen.